AACGUACCUUGCUCGACCACGGUGGUACGAUUCUUGCAAAAGAGAUGUUCCACAGUUCAUCCACACGCGAUUUCAGACUAGCAUCAACAUGAGCGGAUUCACAACAAAGAACAUGUGCACUGCUCAGUGGUUUAAAGUAGCACACGUUUGAAAAAACUUGACAAAUAUUCGCUAAAUACUACGAACCCUUAUUGUCAUCCAAUGAAUAAAGUUGCAACCCGUUUAGCAAUGCGUCUUUGUUGUAGGCGAGGUUAGGUCAAGGGUCAAACUACUAGACAGAUACUCCCCCCUCUACCCCUGCAGCUGGGUGGGUGAGUAGUGAGUACAUCAUGUAACACAGUGCUGAAGUCCUCAUGCACACGCACAAAUGCAUCAGCUCCCGUUAAACUAUGUCCUCUGAACUUGAAACGGGUGACAACUCUGACGUCUAUUCAGUCGGGAUGUCCAAGUUGCGGGUGGCCGUGGUGGGUGCCGGGGCCGCCGGUCUGUGCGCGGCGCGACACAUCCUGGCCCGCCCGGCGCUCUACGACCCGCCGGUGGUCUACGAACUCACGGAGAACGUGGGCGGAACCUGGUGCUACGAGGAAAGGGUCGGUUGCUACGGCAACGGACAUCCCAUCCCCAGCAGUAUGUACAAGAACCUCAGGACGAACCUUCCCAAAGAGGUCAUGAUGUUCCCAGACUUCCCCUUCGACGAGCAGCUGCCCAGCUUCCUCCCCCACCAGGAAGUGCAGCGGUACUUGGAGCGCUACUCCCAGAGCCACCAGGUCACACCUCACAUCCAGUUUAGCACCGUGGUGGACGAGGUGAAGCCCAUCACCUUGGAGACGGAGGGGGCGGGGCCUAAGACUGUGUGGGAGGUGAAGUCAUCGGAUAAGGAAGGAUCCCAGAAAAUGGAACGCUUUGACUCAGUUUUUGUGUGCAGCGGGCACUAUUCAGACCCUUGCCUUCCAGACAUCCCGGGAAUGGAACACUUUAAAGGCACAGUGAUGCACAGCCACUCCUAUAGGGUUCCAGAACCGUACUCUGGUCAGUCUGUAGUGGUUCUGGGUGCCGGAGCGUCUGGGCUGGACAUCUCCAUGGAGCUGGCCGGGGCCAACGCGCAGGUGAUUCUGAGUCACGGGAAACCGCCGUUUACCUUCCCCCUGCCCCCCGGGCUUCGACAGGCCCCCCCCCUCACCAGGGUCAACGAAGACGGAACCUUCUCUUUCCAGGACGGCUCCGGCACCAGGGCCCAGGUGCUGCUGCUCUGCACCGGCUACAACUACACCUUCCCCUACCUGCGGGGGCCGGCGCUGGGCCUGGAGGUCCGGCGGGAGCUGGUGAGCCCCCUGUACCGCUUCCUCCUGCCCCCCGCCUUCCCCUCGCUCUUCAUCAUCGGCGUCUGCAAGCUCAUCCUGCCCUUCCCCCACUUCCACUGCCAGGUCCAGUUCGCCCUGCGGGUCCUGGAGGGGGCCGCCCCGCUGCCGCCCGGCCCCCAGAUGGAGGAGGAGGUGCGGGAGCACAUGGAGGCCCAGCGGAGCCUGGGGGUGCCCAGCAAGCACCUCCUGCGGCUCCAGAAGGAGCAGUGGGGGUACUGCCAGGACCUGGCCCGGGACGGGGAGUUCGCCCCCAUCCCGGCCGUCACCCGCAGCCUCUACGAGGAGGUGUGGAGGUGCAGGAACGUGCACCCGCAGGACUACCGCAAGGCCAACUACCGGCUGGCCAGUGACACCCAGUGGGUGCUGAAAGACUGACCCCCUCCCGUGCCCCUAGGUCUGGGCUAGAGGAGGGCAGUGUGUUGUGUGCGGGACGGUAGGAUUCAUAAUGAGGUGCUAAUGCUGGUGGGAUCCAUGACAGCAGAACUGUGAACAACAACUGUGAGCAAUCAAGAAGAAAAGAUGGGACGAUUUUAUACAAAUCAAACUGAGGAUUUUAUACAAUAUAAACGGAGGAUUUUAUACAAUAUACGAGUCCAGUUGACACAGAUAGGGUACAAAUAUACAAUGUCUUGUUUAUUUUGAUUUUAAAUAUCUCAUUGUGUUUUCUCAAAGGAUUUGAAUUUUCCAGUUACAUUUACUUUUAAUUAAAAGCUUUUUAAAUAACA
Molecule: messenger RNA, 2086 nt
Organism: Gadus macrocephalus (Pacific cod)
Lineage: Eukaryota; Metazoa; Chordata; Actinopteri; Gadiformes; Gadidae
Exons: 9
Coding region: 390-1736 (448 amino acids)
Molecular function (GO): flavin adenine dinucleotide binding; NADP binding; N,N-dimethylaniline monooxygenase activity
Source: RefSeq, a predicted model, not a curated record